Molecule: messenger RNA, 2550 nt
Organism: Rodentolepis nana
Lineage: Eukaryota; Metazoa; Platyhelminthes; Cestoda; Cyclophyllidea; Hymenolepididae
Source: the annotation of a GenBank genome assembly
CGUGACUUGGAGGAUGAGAAGGAUUGGAUUCGCGAGAAGCUUGCUCUCAUUCAAGACCAAGGCAAGAUGGCCACUAGCCUCUUGGCUAAUCAACAAAUGCAACGUAGGCACAAGAUGCUUACUAACGAGGUUGAAAACCAUGAACCUCGAAUUAAUGCUGUGUGUCAACAGGGAGAGGAAAUGAUUGGUGAAGGUCAUCCGCAUAGUGAGAAGUUCCGAGAGGGUAUUGAUGAGGUCCACGCUCUUUGGGCUGAACUCAAACAAGCUUUGGCUGAUAGACAAGCUGCUCUAGUCCAGAACGAGGUUGCUCAACAAUACCUCUUUGAUGCUAGCGAGGCGGAAGCUUGGAUGGGCGAACAAGAGCUCUACCUCAUGGGAGAUGAGAAGGCUAAGGAUGAGCAGGGCGCUACCAAUGCUAUGAAGAAACACGAACUCCUACAGAAAAUUAUUGAGAAUUACUCAAGUGAAAUCCGUUCCUUGGGUGAUCGCAGUCGUGCCAUGAUCGAAUCUGGUCAUCCUGAGAGUGAAAUUGUCGCCACUAAACAAUCACGGGUGGACAAGAUGUACGCCGGUCUUCAUGACCUUUGCCUUGAACGUCGUUUGAGACUUGAAGAGAUUCUCAAACUCUAUAGUCUCCUUCGUGAAAUUCUUGACCUUGAAGCCUGGAUUGAUGAACGUACUGUGAUCGCCAGUAGUCAUGAGAUGGGUGCUGAUUAUGAGCACUGCUGUCUGCUGAGAGAACGAUUUGCUGACUUUUCAAAGGAGACUAAUGAAUUGGGCAAACAUCGUGUUGCUGCUGCUAAUGAACUCUGCGAUGCUCUUAUAGCUCAAGGUCAUGGUGAGGCUGCAGAGAUUGCCAGUUGGAAGGACCGUGUCAAUGAGGCUUGGGCUGACUUGCUCGAGUUGAUUGAGACUAGUAUCCAACUUCUCAAGGCCUCUUGGGAUUUGCACAAGUUCCUCUGCGACUGUCAAGAUGUGCUAGAUAGAAUAGCUGAGAAAGCUGUUGCUAUUCCCGAGGAUAUUGGACGAGAUGCCAAAGCUGUUGCUGCCCUUCAACGCAAGCAUGCUGCCUAUGAGGCUGAGCUCUCACGCCUGGGACAACAGGUUGAAGAAGUGGUCGACUCGGCUAAUCACCUCCUGCCUAGCUAUGCUGGUGAAAAGGAGAGCAUAAUCUGCGAUCGUAGAGAUGAGGUGGUUCAGGCUUGGAGACAGCUCCAGUACUCUGCUGAACAGAGGAAGAUUCAUCUACUUGAUGCUAGCGACGUGCACAAAUUCUUCGCUAUGGUCCGUGAAUUGCAACUAUGGAUGGACACCAUUCGUACUGAGAUGACUAUCAAGGAGAAACCUAGGGAUGUGUCGGGGGUUGAGCUUUUGAUGAACAAUCAUAAGAGCCUGAAGGCCGAAAUUGAUGCGCGUGAAGAGAAUUUCAGUAUCUGCUUGAGUCUGGGAAGAACUCUUCUUAAUCGUCGUCAUCCAAGAGAAGAAGAAAUUCGUGACAAGUGCAUUCAGCUUGUUACUGAGCGUGUACUUCUUCUGGAGCAAUGGAACGAAAGGAAUGAGAAUCUUCAUCUCAUGCUUGAAGUUUACCACUUUGCACGGGAUGCUGCUGUCGCCGAAGCUUGGCUCAUUGCUCAGGAGUCCUUUGUCAAAAGUCCUGAUCUUGGUGAAUCUCUUGAUGAGACUCUGGCUCUUCUCAAGAAACACAUGGCCUUUGAGAAGACUGUUGCUACCCAGGAAGAACGAUUCAUUGCACUGCAGAAGGAAACCAUGCUUGAGUUGCGAGCCAAAGAACGAACUCCAGAGAGCGAAGCGGCGCACCGAAAGGCUAUUGACCAAAAGAUUGCCGAUGCUAGUCGUGAAUUCCAACCUCUUCCUUCCACCUCACAACCAACAGCUGCCGUUCCUGGAUCCUAUCAUGGGACUCCAUUGCGUCGUGGCGUGGAAACACCUACUGGACGCUCCCUCCGCGAGUCUGUUGAUUCUGGUCGACCCGCCCCGCACGAUUUGGAAGCUGUCCUUCAUCGCAAACACGAAUGGGAGACUGCUACAAAGCGGGCCUCAGGUCGAUCAUGGCAUGAACUUUACUUCGUCCUUAAUGCUACUCUCGGAACUCUCUCCGCUUACAAAGAAGCCCGAUCAGCUCACGAUAAACCAAGUCACACCUAUCAUAAAGAGGCCCCAGCUAGUCUAGCCGGUGCUGUAGCUGCUCCAGCAACCAACUAUGACAAGCGUCCAUGUGUAUUCCGAUUGAAACUCGCAAAUGGUGGCGAAUCUCUUUUCCAAUGCCCUUCGGAAGAUGAGAUGCACAAUUGGGUUGAAGCCAUUAAUGCUAUUGCUGCUUCUUUGCCAGCUCCAAUCACUGUUAUGCCACCAGCGACUGAGGAGGAAGAACAGCAGCAGAUUGAAGGGGCUGUUAUCUCACCUGUUGGUCGCUCUGCAACUCUCCCCUCCACAGCUCUCCAUCUCUCUGAACCCGGUACUGGUAGUGGACAGGCUCCCGCACCAUCUAAACCCAAACGGAAGUUCCUCACGCUUAUGCGGAAGAAGUAA